CCACACAAGAUCGACCUCCGAAACAGCACCGCCAGUCACUAUGGUAUACAUCAACGCAACUCUCAUCUUCGGUCGAACGUUCACAACCCUCUCUCGCGCAUCAUCGCUGGAGACACAGGCCCCUUCAUCGCAGACCAACGCCAUGGCAGACGGUUACUCCACCAGGGGCCUCCCGCCCGCGCCUGAUGUCUCCAUGAGGACAAUCCCGAUGGCCGGCCUGCUCGUCGAUGUAUACGGGCUCGACGAGCUGCCCGCGGACAUGUCCACGCCGGUGACUUGCCUGUGGUUGCUACACCCGCGGACGCGGACGAGGGCGCGCAUGGCGGAUAUUGCCAAGCGCGCGGUCCACGCGUGGAAGUCGAGACGGCAGCCGCCGGAGGAGGCGUUGUCUCCCGCCGUCGCCAGGAGCGGCAGCACGAGUAGCAGCAGCAGCAGACCGACCGCACGGGGGCUCAUCGCGCUGGCGUUUGACAUGCCCAACCACGGCAGCCGGCUGGUCAGCGAGGAGGCCAACGCGGCGUGGGCCGAGGGCAACGCGCAGCACGCGGUGGACAUGGCGGGCGCGGUGCGCGGGGCCGCGGGCGACGUGAGCGCGCUCAUGGACCUCGUCGGCGCGUACGUCGGCAGGCCGGCCGUGGAUGCGCACGUCGCGCUGGGAUGGAGCCUGGGCGGGCACGCGGCGUGGCAGGCCGUCGUGGGCGAGGAGCGCCUGGACGCGGCGGUGGUGAUUAUCGGGUGUCCGGAUCUCCUGGGCCUCCUGACGGACCGCGCCGCCAAGGCUAACCUUGACACCGGCGGCGAGCCGCUCGUCGGGAGCAAGUACCUACCGCCGCCACUCACCGAGUCCCUCUCACGGCACGACCCGCGGGGCAUCUUCUUCGGCAGCGCCCCCUCGCCGCCGCCGCCGGGGCCGACGUCCUUGUCCCACGCCGCCACGGCCGCCGCCGAGCGGGAGCGCCUGCGCGCGCUGCUGGACAGGCACCUGCGCGGCAAGAAGCUGCUGCUGUGCUCGGGCGGGGCGGACGAGCUGGUGCCGCACGCGCGGACGGCGCCCUUCGCGGCAUGGCUCGCGGACGCGGCGCGCGGGUGGUACGCCGACGGCGGGCUCGAGGUCCAGGACAGGGUGUACGACGGGGUGGGCCACCACUUCAGCGGCGGGAUGGUGGUGGACGCGGUUGAGUUCCUGGUGAGGGUCGUGGCGGAGGGUCCGAGGACCAAGGCCGCGAGGGCGCGGAUGUGA
Purpureocillium takamizusanense is the source of this 1240-nucleotide messenger RNA. RefSeq lists its product as uncharacterized. The transcript has 2 exons. The record is from RefSeq and is a predicted model, not a curated record. Bases 41 to 1240 code for a protein of 399 amino acids. NCBI's taxonomy places the organism in Eukaryota, Fungi, Ascomycota, Sordariomycetes, Hypocreales, Ophiocordycipitaceae.